This is a messenger RNA of Physeter macrocephalus (sperm whale), 4002 nucleotides long. RefSeq names its product translation initiation factor IF-2-like. The transcript is spliced from 3 exons. NCBI's taxonomy places the organism in Eukaryota, Metazoa, Chordata, Mammalia, Artiodactyla, Physeteridae. Bases 3154 to 3780 code for a protein of 208 amino acids. The record is from RefSeq and is a predicted model, not a curated record.
GGGGCUGGCAGUCCUGGGAGGGACGGCGGUGCCCGUUUCCCCUGGUGGUUCGCGGGCGGGAGCCUCUACUGAGGCUUAGGCCAGCUCACUGGACUGAGCUUCAGGCCUGUAACAACCGAUCAGCCCCUGGAAAGCUACCGGUUCCCUCCAGGGCUGUCGGGAAACUGGGGUUGUUCCGGGAAAUCCUGCCUGCGGCUGCAUGGGCGUCAUUGGCUUUGCAGGCAGCUGGCAGGAAACCGAGACCCAGAGGCUGGCUUGGAGCUGGGGGAGGGGGAGGGGGCACGGAAGGAGGGUGCAUAGGGCUUUGACACCCCUUGGUUAACAUUCCCGGAAACGUCCUUUUUGGGGUGUUCAGGGCUCAAACACACACUCAGCCGGGCUGGGGUCUGGACCGCCCACUGGGAGGGCGGCACCGGGCCUUCUCGCGCUCUCCGAGGCCCAGGACGCUGCUCCCAGCUCUGCAGCUCCCAGCACGAGGCCUGCAAGUGGCCAGUGCCCGGCGGGACGACGGCCAUGCCAGGCGAAGACAGGCCCAGGCUCAGGGCCCUCCGGGCUCCCGGUCUGGAGCCCCGCGGGUGGAUAGGGUUAGCGCCAGUCCGCACCCGCGAACGCAGCAAGCUGUGCUGGAGGCUGUGCCCCUCGACCCCCACGAGGAAGCCUCCUGCCUGCUCAGGACGCCCGGGGACGCGUGUGCCCGGUGGGCCCUGAGCCCAGGGGCCAAGGUCAAGAGGUUAAGAGGAGCCACCCCUGACACCCAGGCCCCAGCCCAUCCCGGGGACCGCACACCAGGGGCGGCGAGGCACCCACUGCCCUGCCCAGUGAGGAAACCGGUCAUUUCCCAGCUUUGGCCGCGUCUGGAGAGGGCACCACGGCCCCCACCCCUCCCGGAACGCUCAGCCCCAGUGCCAUGCUCUGCGGGGCUGCCAUCGUCCCCAUUUCACGCAGGACGAAACUGAAACCCAAGGCCGCACAGCUACCCCCGAGGCGGCCCUGGGGGCCAAGGUGGGAGGCUCGGGGCGGGGGGCACGGACAGCCACUUUCUUCCACCUUUAUGGCUUUACUCUCCACCUCUGCCGCUUUCUCCCAGAGGACGGAGCAGCUGGGGAGAGGCUGCGUUUGCUUUUCGGAACCAGAGACCGGUUACCUUCAGGCCGAGAGCUGGCCCCCAGGGCCGGCCGGCACCCGUGGGCCAGUUUCCGGCCGCUUCCCCAGUGGCUUCCCUCUGGGCCACCACUUGGGACGCGGUCCUUCAGGACAAGGCUGGAGCCCGCCACUGACUGCUCAGUUCUCACCCCGAUCACCGCGGACCCUCGUUGCUGAGGAGGGUGCGUGGGCGGGAGCGAGACAAGGUCCUGCUCAACGGAGGGGUGGCCUGCCGGACAGGCCCCUCGCAGAGCUCGGACGCGGAGUCUCUUCCUUUCUGAGGCUAACAUCCCAUUACGUGUGCAGAGCACAUCCGGUCUACGCGCUCAUCCUCGGAUGGACCCUUGGGUUGCCUCCGCCUUUUGGCCGCGUGAGUCAUCAGCUGCUGCCGAGCAUGGCUGGGCAGGGGUGUGGCUUGACUCCCCGCUUUCAGUCCUUUGUUUAAAAAAUCCUUUCCACGUACUUUGUUAUUUAUUUAUUUUUAAAAACCGUCCUCAACUUUUAGGCUGUGCACGUUUUUCCCUUUUUCUUUUAAAUUAAUGUAUUACUCAUGUAUUUAUUUGGCUGUCUCGGGGGUCUUAGUUGCGGCACGCGGGAUUUUUGGUUGCGGCGCGUGGGCUCUUUGUUGUGGCGCACAGGCUCCUCUCUAAUUGUGACGUACGGGUUCUAGAGCGCGGGCUCAUUAGUUGCAGGGUGUGGGCCUAGCUGCCCCGCGGCACGUGGGAUCUUAGUUCCCCGACCAGGGAUCGAACCUGCGUCCCCUGCACUGGAAGGCAGAGUCUUAACCACUGGACCGCCAGGGAUGUCCCCUUGCUUUCAGUCCUUUUGGGUCUGUACCCAGAAACAGCAUCCCUGGAGCGAAACGCAGGUUCUGGCUUCUCUACACCAGCUGCCUUGGCUGCUUCACCACCCAACCCUCCCUGUACCGAGUGUGUCAGUCACGUCCUUACACAACCCUCGACCGUGGUCCCAGACACGGCGCAAGCCCCGGCCUGACCCUCGCCCACUGCGGGUCUGUGCUUCUCCCCGUCGAGCCUGCCGGACGCAGCCCCUCCUGAGCCCCGGCUCUGAGGGCAGAAUGCCCGGGGCCAGCCUUUGCUCUCACGCGAGCGUGCGGACCACAGUCCUUCCCGGGCUGUCCAGUGGCUUCAACGAAGUUGCACGAAGCUCCAACAGUGCCCAGCGCACAGGAGCUUCCGGUAAAGCCAGGCGUCCUCACUGAGCGCGUGUGGCCGGUCGACAGGUCCCCCUGACCCGCCCCAGCCCGGUCUCAGCAGACGGCCUCCUCCACUAACGUCCCGAAUAAAUGGAAACCAACUGCGGGAGUCGCCCCACUCCCGCUGUGGCUCCCCUCCCUCCUGUCCGGGGCUCCCCUGCCUGGGGCUCUGGUUCCCAGCCCCACCCCUUCCACCUCCGCCCCCCAGAGCCCUGACCUCUUCCCCUCCCCGGGCUCCCUCCCAGCACCUUGUAAAAGUGUCACACCUCUCCCAGGACAACCAGAUCCGGCCUCGAGGCACCACCGCCCCGCCCAGGUGCCCUCUGUCUCCAUCCUUUUGCCCCAGCCUCCCCCAGAGUUCUUUUAAAUCCCUGUUCAUCUCCGGAUCCAGCACAGCUUCGCCUCGACCCCCAACAUUCCACGGAAAUGUCUCACCCAGAUCAUCGCUGACCUUGUUGCUAAAUCGGAUUUAGGUCUUCUAUUCCUUAUCUUGCUUAGUUGCUUGGAAAACAUGUGACGCCGUGGAACAGCCCUCCCCUCCCCCCUCGAGCCACCCCCUGGCCCUCUGGCAGCUCCUCUCAGUCCCCAGGCCGUCCUCCUCUGCCUGCCCCUUAAACGUGGGUGUUUUCAAGGUUUUCCUUGAAGCCUCCUUCGUUUGCUCUUUUAGACUCUCCCUGGGUCACCUCGUCCACUCUGAUGGCAUCGGUUGGGUUCUAUGUCCUGGUGUCCCUUGAAGCGGUACUUCCGGGCCAGAACGCCCUACGGAGGUUCGGACCCCGGUAUCCAACUGUCUGAUGAACAUCUCGGCUUACGAGCCCCAGUGCACCCCCAAAACUCCUCUUCUCUCCCCGCCGCCACACCUGCUCCAUCUUGCUGGCCCCGCCUCUGCCUUUGCCUUCGAGGGACCCAGACUGGGCUUUUGCGACCAUGCUCUCACUACUUGGAAAGCUCUGCCUCCUUUUUCUCCUGCCCCUCCCGCCUGUGCUGGACAGAGGCCUGGACUCUGCUUCGCCCCGGGCCCCGAGCCCGGCUUCAGGCUUCAAGUCACCAUCUGGAAGGGCUUCAUUCCUGGACAAGGGGCCUCACACUUCGGUUCUGCACUGGGUCCCGAAGAUUCUGGAGCCAGUGCCGGGCCGAAGAGGGAAAGAGGAGGGAGGGUGGAGCGGCAGGCCCCUCGUCCUCGGAGUGGACCCUGGGACGGCAGCCCCACCUCCGCGCUCCCUUCACCUGCCUUCCUGACACCUCAGCGCCCUCUGCACUGCUGUGCUGGGGCCACAGCUGGCCCCCUGCCCGCCUCACCGCCCUCUCCAAGCCCCCUGCACCUGCAGCCGGGGCCAUCUCUCGGAAACGUCACCUGGUCAGUGGGUCCGGGCUUUGGGGAUGAGACCCAGACCCCUGAGCUGGCCCACAGGCCCUUGUGACGGGGCCGCUGCCCGCGUCUGUGCCCCGCCCCCUCCUGCCCGCACUCCGGUCACCGUGCAGGACACGUGGCCUGGCCGCCUUCGAGGUGCUGUUCAUGCCGCCCAGUGUCCUGUCCCCCCUCUGCCUGCCUGACUGUCCCCAGCCUUCUCCUCCUCCCCCCACUUCUCCUUCUCCUCCUCUGCCUCAUUCUUCUUUUUUUUAAUUAAAAAUUUUUUUUAAUA